AUGGACCAAGAAAAAGGACCUCGGAUGAACAGCCAUGCUCAGACGGUUCAAGAGGAUUAUGCCGAUGUGACUCUUCGAAUUGUAGAGGAACAUGGUGAUGAAUUCGGGCCGCUAACACCUGAAAAGGAGAAGAAGCUGAGAAUGAAGCUUUAUCUUCAUAUCAUGGGAUUGAUGUCUGUCAUCAACAUCAUACUUUUUAUUGAUAAAUCAACCCUGGGAUAUGCUGCCAUUCUUGGGCUUUUUGAAGAGACAGGAAUCUCUAAAUCGCAGUACAAUACCCUGAACAGUCUGUUCUACGUCGGCUAUCUGGUUGGCCAAUGGCCUGGUCAUUACUUGAUGCAGCGUCUCCCCCUCGGAAAGUUCGUCAGCGGCAUGAUCUUCCUCUGGGGAGCUAUUAUACUACUUCACUGUGCAGCAACCAGAUACGGCGGGUUGGUCGUGCUCCGACUAGCCCUUGGCCUCGUUGAAGCAGUUGUCGUCCCGGCUAUAGAGAUGACCAUUGGAAUGUUUUUCAACCGCGAAGAACAAUCAUUCCUGCAACCUAUUCUCUGGAUAACAUGUGUGGGCGCCCCCAUCCCCGCCGGCUUCAUUUCCUAUGGUCUUCUGUUCAGCAAGGGCUCCAUUCUCCCCUGGAAACUAUUCAUGAUCAUCAUCGGCGGUGUAACAGUGAUGCUAUCGAUAUGGGUAUUCUUUGGAUACCCUGACAAUCCCGCCACAGCCCGAUUUCUCACACUGGAAGAGAAGGUCCACGUCAUCAAUCGCGUGCACAACUCCCAUCAGAGCUCGAUUGAGCAAAAACAUUUCAAAAAGGCCCAGCUUCUCGAAACCCUUCGUGAUUCUGUAUCUUGGUUAUUUGCCCUGCAGGCAUUCACACUUAUGUACUGCAACAAUCUCAACUACGGACAGCAAAACCUACUCACCACCUCUCUUGGUGUGUCGGAACUGGGCUCAACACUUGUUGCAGCAGCCGGGGGAGGAUUCGGCGUGGCGCUUUGCAUCACCGCUACGCUUGCGCUAAAAUGGUUCCCCAGACACCUCGCUCUCCACAGCACUGUCUGGUGCGCUCUUGCCAUGGCAGGUGGGAUAGGUAUGGUGACUAUAGCCUGGGAGCGGAAGCUGGCGCUUCUGGCAUGUAUGCUGCUUGCCGAGAAUACAUAUAGCAUCACAUACAUCAUUGCAUUGGGCUGGGCGACCUCCUCGGCAGCUGGGUAUACAAAAAAGCUGACCCGCAAUGCAAUGUUCAUGGUUGGGUAUAGUGUGGGCAAUCUUGUCUCGCCGCAGAUCUGGGUUCCUAGCGCUGGACCGAGAUAUUAUGGAGCGUGGGUUUCUAUGAUUGUUGUUAGCUGGGUUGGAACACCGGUCAUUCUCUGUGUGAUAUGGUAUAUCUUGGCGAAGAGAAACAAAGAGAGGAGAGAGUCGAAUGCGGUGGAAGAGAGGGAAGGGUGUGUGGAGCAGGUUGAAAAUGGAGUUGUGGUCACGAAAAAGGUGGAUGUUGCAUUAUUGGAUUUGACUGAUUUGGAGAACAAGUCAUUUAUUUAUCCGAUCUGA
This is a messenger RNA of Penicillium salamii, 1548 nucleotides long. NCBI's taxonomy places the organism in Eukaryota, Fungi, Ascomycota, Eurotiomycetes, Eurotiales, Aspergillaceae. The record is from the annotation of a GenBank genome assembly.